Messenger RNA from Osmerus eperlanus (European smelt), 1261 nucleotides. Its product is annotated as ecto-ADP-ribosyltransferase 4. The coding region runs from base 200 to 1036 and encodes 278 amino acids. The transcript has 4 exons. Gene Ontology annotation, molecular function: NAD+-protein-arginine ADP-ribosyltransferase activity; NAD+ poly-ADP-ribosyltransferase activity. The record is from RefSeq and is a predicted model, not a curated record. NCBI's taxonomy places the organism in Eukaryota, Metazoa, Chordata, Actinopteri, Osmeriformes, Osmeridae.
AUGUUAUUUCCUUCAGGAGAAGAAAAAUGAUUGUGUUGCCAAGAUAAGGGGCUUGGUUUCCUGCACAAGAGAGUGAAGAGGAAAAUAGGGUGAACAGCUCAUGAAGCCUGCAGGAAACUCUGAUUCACUUUCUUGUUCCGAGUGAUUUCAUUAACAGCACUACAACAUUUCCAACGAAAAGUACGACAUUGCUGGCAAAAUGAGUGAACUGACUCUUGUAUUUUUCCUGAUUGCUACACUUAAGAUGAUUGAGUCUAAAGAUCUGGACAUGGCACCCAAUGCAGUGGACGACCAGUAUAAAAACUGCCGGGACGAGAUGUUCCAGGUAGUUAUCAGGGAGUUGUUGGAACGGGAGCUUGCCACCACUGAGCUCAGCUCAGCCUGGCAACAAGAAGCCUGUAAAGCACCAAUACCAGGAGGAGAUGAAAUGCACACCAAAGCGUUGGCGAUUUAUGGACACAAUAAAAGCUUCCGUGACAGUUUCACAAAGGGAGUUGAGACUCUGGGUGGAAAUGCCAAUGUCUACAUCAAGGACUUCCAGUUCAAGUCUUUUCACUUCCUGCUAAUGGAUUCCUUCCAGGUUUUGAAACCCAGAAAGUGCCAGACUUUAUUUCAUGGAUCUGAGACGGUGUACACAGCAGGCGUAGGGUCAAAGGUCAGAUUCGGCAGCUUUGUCUCUGCCGAAGAAAAUCUUUCUAAUGUAGUUGAAGAGUCUGAAACCGUUUUUAAGAUCACCACCUGCUCGGCCAUUGACCUGUAUAAGAGCGCAUGUCAGCCAAGUGAUGUUGGCUCCUGGCUGCUGUCUCCAGCAGAAGUGUUCCAGGUAGAGGAGGUGAAGAAGCAUACUGAGGACGAUAACAGCUACACUUUGAUUGUCUUGAGCAGUUUAAAGAAUGAAAGCAACCAUGACUGUCAAUACUUUCCAAGACCUACUACAGUUCCAAGCUCCACUCCGCAAUGGCUAACCAGCAAAGCGUUCCACCUGAUGGCUUUGUCUCUUUCUGCCUCCCUGAGUAUUGCAUCUUACCAAGCCUGACCACAGAGAGAGAAAGGAAAAAAGAGAGAGAAAUACAUAGAUAAAGCUUCCCUGUGUUCAUAAAUAAAUAAAUAUUUUGCCUCAGCCUUCACCUGCAUUCAUCCAUGUUCCUCCUCAUGCUAGCAGUGGAGACAUUCAAUUACUAAAGUAAACAGGAAGUUACAUUUGUGUAACACCUUACGUUGUUUGUCUGCAGAAUAAAUGUCAUGGCUUACCCAUCAAGAA